GCAGGAAUGGGAGCAGGGAUGGGCGGUGGGAUGGACGCAGGAAUGGGCGUAGGAAUGGGAGGAGGGAUGGGCGGAGGAAUGGGGGGAGGAAUGGGAAUGACGUCACCAGGGGCAUGAUGACCCAUCCAGGAGGCACCAUCACACCAGCCAGCAGCUCCAAGCUCCAGACUCGAUCCGCCUCGCCCUUGCGGAUCAACCCCCGCGUGCCAAAGCUCGACAAAAUCCCAAUCUCCCUCACCAAGUCCCCUGUAGCCUCCCCUAGAGCAGCAGACAGGCCGCUGCUUCCGUUUGACGCACCUGUGCCUCAGAACCCGGCGUCCCCAAGUCGUCCAGCCAAACGUCCACCCCUGGACGGGUGUCUAGGGUGAGCUCGAUGAAUGAGGGGCCGGGGAGGGAUGUUGCAGGGCCGCCAGGAGGGCUGGGCUUCGGGCAGCAUUUGGGGCAGCAGCAAAUGGGGCAGCCGUUAGGGCAGCAAAUGGGGCAGCAACUAGGUCAGCCGUUCGGCCAGCAGUUAGGGCAGCCUUUGGGGCAGCAGAUGGGCCAGCAAAUGGGGCAGCCACUAGGGCAGCAGGUGCAGCAGCAGCUCGGGAGGGAAGGCAUGCUUCCCUGGCAGCAAUUCCCCAAGUCGUCCAGUCAAACCUCGAAUCCUGACACCCGCCCCACCCUGGCAGCCGCAGCACCAGCAGCAGUACCAGCAGCAGCAGCAGCAGCAAUUUCAGCCACCACCAUUCCCCCGAACCUCCAGCCAAACCUCCUCCCAUUACCCAACCUCCCCAGGCCAGGCCACCCCUGGAAACCUCUCCAGGGGAGGUUCCACUAACGAGGGCUCCAUGCUCGUGCCCCCAGGAGGCUCUCCUACAGUCACAGCAGGCUCAGCGUCAGCCGCUGCCUCUGCUGGCGGGGGAUCUGGUGGGAAUUCCCUGGGGGCUGGAUCUCUUAUGAGUGCCAGCAGCAGGAGCAUAAUCAGCCAGGGGUCAGGGGCGAGCAGCAUGUGGGAGGGGUCGGGGAGUGAGAGGGGAGGGAUGGAUGAGGAGGGCGACCCUUGGGUGCCUCAGAGGGGCCGGUGGAAGAAGGGCAGCAGGAUUGGUUCAGGGGGAUUUGGAUCCGUGUACAAAGGCUGCGACUUGGAAACCUCGCGUGUGUUUGCUGUCAAGGAGGUCAACAUCUCCGACCACUCCUCUAUCUCUCAGCUUGUGCAGGAAAUCGACACCUUGAAGAAAAUGCGCCACAAGCGGAUAGUCCGCUACCUCGGCUCGGAAACAGACGACAAGUGCAUGUACCUCUUUCUCGAGUACAUGGACACGUCCCUUUCCAAGUACCUGGAGGAUUUCGGCCCUUUGGAGGAGCACCAGAUCUCAAAGUACACGCGGCAGCUGCUGGAAGGGCUGGCGUACCUGCAUGACAACAACAUCGUGCACCGAGACGUGAAGGGGAAGAACAUCCUGCUAGAUACCAAGGGGAACGCCAAGCUGGCUGACUUUGGCGUAGCGAAAUACGUGGAAACGCCAGCAGACAUGUCGGGCAUGCGGGGCACUGUGUGGUGGAUGGCACCCGAGGUGAUCAAUCGGCGGGAGGAAGGCUACAACUGGCCGGUGGACAUCUGGAGCCUGGGAUGCACCAUCAUCGAGAUGGCCAUGAGGGUGGUCGAUAAGCGCCUGCGCAUCCCAUGGCUCGACCCCGAGGGCAGACCGCCCUGGGGGGCCAAUCCCACUGAUGGGAUGGCAGCUAUCCUGCGCAUUGGAGGCACCACAACCUCCCCGCCCUUCCCCAGCCACUUGUCAGACUGUGCCAAGGACUUUCUCCUCCACUGCCUCUCAGUGGACCCCUCCCGCCGCCGCCCUGCGCAUGUGCUCAUGCACCACGUCUUCGUGGCGGGCCCAGCUGGCCCCGUCCCCAUGCCCUUAGGGGCGGGGGGCAUGAGUGGUGGGGGGAUGAGUGCAGGGGGCAUGAGUGCAGGGGGGAUGAACGCAGGCCACAUGGACGCUCCUCCUCGCUCUCCCAGGUCGGUCCCCUCUCAACCCUCUUACCCCCCUUCGUGGGAGCAGCCCUUAUAUUAUCAGCAGCAGCCACAGCAGCUACUGCACCAUCAGCAGCAGCCGCAGCAGCAGCAGCAGCCCCUCCCCUGGCGCGAUUCUGGCCCAAAUCCAUCCGGCCCCUCAGGUCCGGCAUUGUCCGGACCUGGGAUGCACUCCGGACCUGGUCGGUACGGAUGGACAGACGACAUGGCUGCUCGGGAGUACAGCGCCGGACCACCCUAUGGUCCAGGCUCGGCUGCAGGCUUGGCAGCCAGUGGCGGUGGGAGGCUGAGUCCGCAGCCCGGUUAUCUACGAGGGGAGGAAGGGGGAGGGUUUGGAGGCACGGGAGGAGGAGGAGGGGGUAUGGGAGUGGGGGGAGGAGUGUUACCACCUGCUAGGACGCGCAGCAGCCCUACAGUUGACCUGAGAGAGAUGGUGGAUCAUGCAGAGGCCUUUUUUGCACCUGGUGCUGCUGGUAAUGGUGCUAGUGCUGGCAGUGCCAGGAAUGGCCCAGAGCCCUUGUUCGGGAGCAGUGGUAGUGGCGGCGGCGGCGGUGGUGGUGGUGGCGGUGGCGGUGGCAGUGGCGGUGGCAGGAAUGGCCCAGAGCCCUUGUUUGGUGGCAGUGGUAGUGGCGGCGGUGGUGGUGGCGGUGGUGGUGGCAGUGGUAGGAGUGAGCCGGAGCCUUUGUUCCCAGGAGGAACUGCUUCUGGUGCUUCUGGUUCGGGUGCUUCUGCUGGUGGCCCAGGCCCCGAGCCUCUUUUCCCGAGCCAGGACAACCGAACCUCACCUCCCGCCCCUCCUCAUUUUCAGCAGCAGCAGCAGCAGCAGCAGCUGCCACUGGAUCGCACGCGGAGCCCUGCAUCCAGUGAGCUUCAGAGCAUGGGGCUCACAGGCAGCAACAGCAACAACAGCAUCAAUUACCCUGUCAAAUCCCCGCCACGAGGCAAGCAAAAAUCCCUUUCCGGCCCUCUCACCCCUCCACGCAGCCGGCCUAGUCGGGAGUCAUCACGCACGUACAGCCAUGGCAUGCCUUCUCUACCAGACCAAGGGACGUAUCUGGAGGAGAGUGAGGGAGCGGGGGAUCGGCCGUACAGUGGUGGUGGGAAAUCCCAUGGGAUGGAGCAGGAUGGGUACUCGUCAUAUGACCGGGAGAGAGAACGGGAGAGGGAGAGAGGGCGAGAAUGGGAGAGGGAGAGGGAGAGGGAGAGGGAAGGGUACAACUCGAGGAGGACCGCGUCAGAGGCUGAUGCCAGUGCGUAUGCUCCCCAGGGUACUCCUCCCUACCACCUCCAGAACCAGCAGCAUCAUCCGCAGCUGCAGCAUCAGCAGCAGCAGCACCCACAACACCAGCUACAGUACAGAGGGAUGGAGCAGCGGCAGCCUGUACAGGAUCAGCUUAUAUCGAGACGGUCUCCCGAGCCUUCCCCUCCCCAAUCCCCAUCUUCUUAUGGGCGGGCCAAACCGCUGUUUGAUGAUGGUGGCAUGGGUGGCGGUGGCAGGGGCAGCAGCGGUGGUGGUACUGGAGGUGUUGGGGGCGGUGGGGGGAUGUAUGGGGGGCCACAUGGCCCUUCUCCCCCUCCUCCGCCUCAUCAUUUGAGUGCGAGGGGGGGUAGCGGUGAUGGGUAUGGCGGUGGGGAGGCCUAUGGGGGUGGAGGGCCGAUGGGGCAUUGGAACCAGAGGGACGUCUCCCCACAUCGAGCCUCCUCCCUCUCCAUCCCUCCCCACGAACACCACCCGCAUCACUUCUCAUCCCUUCAAGGCCCCCACACGGCUCCCCAGCAGCAAUCACGCGGCCCAUACCCCUACUCUUCGCAGCAAAACCCCUACCACCACCCCCAGCAAAACCCUUCCUACUCCCAGCGUUCCUACGAUCACUAUGCCCCGCCGCCCAGCCAAUACCAGCAGCAGAUGUGGCAAGGAGGGGGAGGGGGAGGGGGGAGGGGGAGGAGGAGGGGGAGGGGGGCGGAUGGGGGGAGGGUGGGAGCAGAAUGCAGAGGGCAUGGGUAUGUAUGGGUCGUCAGCCCAUGGCUCUGGUGGUGGCGGUGGUUAUCCUGGUGGCAUGAGAGGGGAUGUGCGAGGAGGCAUGGGCCCAAGCACGGGACCAGGCUCGGGAUCAGGUAUGGUUCCAGGUUCGGGACCUGGUAUGGGUCCCGGACCAGGGUCGGGCUUGGGACGGGGGGGGUUCAGUGGUGCCAGUGGCAGUGGUGGCAGUGGUAGUGGAUAUGGUGAUUAUAUGGGGGGCAAGUAGGGCUGGGAGGAAUCGGACGGACAAUGUCAACGGGAGAGUGGGAGCAGCGGCAGCAUCCUUCAUCGAAUCAGUACAUGCAUCAAAGUUACAGUAACGCACCAGUAUCCAGUAGUUACAAUGUGGGGGGAGGAGGUGGGGGGAGGUAUAAUGGUCCGGGUUCGAUGUACGGAGGGGGAGGGCAUGGGGUUUCCCCACCUCCCCCUCAGCAGUACAUGCAGCCGCACUGGCAACAGCCUGGGAGUGAACAGUUGCGAGGGUCGGGAGGAAGUGGUAACAUUAGUAAUAGUGGGGAUUUUGGCGGAAAGGGAUCGUCCGAAUGGCAGCAGUACCAGGUUAGGAGGGCAGCACAAGGCCAGCAGCAGCAGCAGCAUCAGUAAUAUUCGUGAAAUAUGAGUUGGCUUGUGAGGGCUAUUUAUUCGUUUAGAUGUAGGGGAUGUAGUGAUCAAUGGUCCAAAUCCAUGCAAAUUUGUGUUAGGUUUGUUGUAUGAAUGUUCUGGUGUUUGUCAUUAUUUAGCUAAAAGGUUUCU
Molecule: messenger RNA, 4790 nt
Organism: Closterium sp. NIES-67
Lineage: Eukaryota; Viridiplantae; Streptophyta; Zygnematophyceae; Desmidiales; Closteriaceae
Source: the annotation of a GenBank genome assembly